AUGACUCGUGCCGGCCGCAAGUCUCUGCAAAGGGAGGUGAUGGAUGUGGAGCACAAAAUAGUUAUAGAGACUUCCAAGCGCCAAGAUGCCGAAAAGGCGCUUUUGCAGUACCGUUCGCAGCAGCCACCACCUCUCUUCGGCAUGUCACAUGAAAUGCGGAGCAUUUUGGACGAGAUUGAACAAGUGAAGGAAGAGAAGCGAACGCUCCGCGAAUGUCUAGAGCGUGGUGUUGUGGAGGCCGAGCGUGUAUCGGGGCAGUUAUCACAUGCUUCUGAGGCUAUUCAUCAUACGGAGGCGCUUGAAAAAGAGAUUCGGCAAACACUGCAGAAGAUGAAGAGGCAACAUACUGAGCUUCAACAGCAACUUCAUGGGACACGUAUGCAAGUGAGAUUGAUGCAGCAGGGGGUUGAUUCACGGGAAAGCAGUGGUGCCGUACAAGGAGCGCAGAACAGCCUCACAAAUGUGGAAUAUGAUCCACCUCUUGAAGAUUACUUGCAUAUUACGAAGAAACCUGAGAAUCUGAAGGAUAAAAGUGUACUACUUGAGAAGGCGGAGGCGGCGAUGAAGUGCCUUACUGCAUGCUCUCGUUGCUCGCUUCACAAACUUGGAAAGAUUAGUGUGGCUUUGAACACCAAUAGCAUGUGCGACGACAUGGAGAACACAUCUAAUGAGAGCAAUUCUUUUGAUUCAGAGGAGGGGGCAGACGACGCACGCCCACCACGAGUUCUUUUUUCUUCUGCGAGGGUGGUAAUUGACCGCUGUGAUUCAUGUCUUUGUACAAUUUGGUCUGGCCUGAGUCGCGCUGGUUUUGACCAAUUGCAUCUUCGGCGCCAACGCGAUAUGCAGUUUCAGGAGGCGUGCAUGGUGGUGGAACGGGAUUUGGCAACAACUGUUGGAAAAUGCAGUGCGAGUCUGCAGGAGUUGGGUAACAAGGUUGCGGUGUGGAAAAAGAAGCGGUGCACGUUUGAGCGCCUGGCCCUUGAGGCGGAGUCGGCAUACCAGUGCGAUGUGGCCACAAAUUCUUUUCAGGGGGAGGGUGACGGCGACCCCAGUAACGAUGCUGAAGCUAAAAAUGUGUUCGCGGAAAGCUUUGCUGAUGCUGAGAAGCGGAGAGCGCUCUUGUUGGGAAACGAACAUCGUCGACUGUACGCGACCAACAAGGCACUGAAAAUGCAGCUGGAAACUUCCAUGAGUGACUACGAGUCCGUCAGGGAGUUAAAGCAUGCUUAUCGUGACCUUGAAGUAAGGAAGGCCGAACUUGCUCACGUGAAUAAACAGAUGCGGGCGACAAACCGCUGGAUGAAGCAAUGCACUUGGGAGCUUGACGAGAAGGCAGUAAUGGAUUCUGCUGGAACUUUAACCUGA
Molecule: messenger RNA, 1365 nt
Organism: Trypanosoma rangeli
Lineage: Eukaryota; Euglenozoa; Kinetoplastea; Trypanosomatida; Trypanosomatidae
Exons: 1
Coding region: 1-1365 (454 amino acids)
Source: RefSeq, a predicted model, not a curated record